This is a messenger RNA of Lolium rigidum, 1405 nucleotides long. RefSeq lists its product as uncharacterized. NCBI's taxonomy places the organism in Eukaryota, Viridiplantae, Streptophyta, Magnoliopsida, Poales, Poaceae. The record is from RefSeq and is a predicted model, not a curated record. Bases 457 to 906 code for a protein of 149 amino acids. The transcript has 4 exons.
GUGUAGCUUUGGGGAGUGCAAGGCGGGGGCGGUGGUGGUAAGUUCUUCUUAUUCCUCUUCCAUUUCCUCUUCUUUCUAAGAUGCCCCUGCAGGCUAGGGUUCCCGGCGGGCGGCGGCCACCCCUACUACUCUCGCCCUCGCCACCAUCCACCAAUGGAGUCCACCAUGGGGAAUGCCCAGUUGCCCACGUAGUGGGAGCGACAGUUUGUCUGGCACCGACGCGAUUACCAGGGAGAGUGGUGGCGGCGGCAUGGAGUUGGUGCCUUGGGGGCAGCCGCCUUUGCUGGGGCGGAGGCAGUAGUGGACAUCGGCGUCAGCGUAUUGCGGAUCUGCUGCUGACGGCUACUGAGGGGACGGGCUGGGGGAGCAAGGUGCGCACAUACAAGGACGUCUGCGACCGGCCCUGUGGAUCAACAUGGUGCGCAUGAGCGAUGAUGCUUCCUCAGUCCCUCCACCAUGUCAAGGAGGCCUACAGGGAUCUACUCCCUCCGGUCGGAUUUAAUCGACGCGGAGGGCGGCCUGCCGAUGCAUGUCAUUAAUGGUCAUAAAUAUGUUGAGGCUAGAAAUAUUCAGCUAGGAAGAUGGAGUACAAGAGGAGUAACCCGAGAUGGCGUGUGCAACAUGCAUGAACAGAGCUGCCGCUCCAAACAUAGGAUUGCAUGCCAGAACUUCAAUAGUUGCAAUUAUCCUAUUGAUAGUCUUCACCAAUGCCCAUGCUAUCAACAUGUAUGGUUGCAUACCUUACAUUUUGCUAUUCGGAAGGGCUAUGGACCACAAUCAAUUGAAGAUAAACGGAGGCUAUGUAUGUUGCUGAGAAGCCUAAAUUUUAAUUCUACUGUAUUAGUCUCCGAACCCUGUACACAAAAUACUAAGAAUUUCUGCAGAUGGUAUGUUCUGAACUUAUAGGUGAACUUGGAGAUGUUCCUAUGGAUCUCGAUUAUAUGCAAUGUUUCCUUGGUUGGAAUUUCAUGAGUCAAUGACCUUUCAUACUUUAUAUUGAUUCAUGGGUUCUAAUGUCUUCAUGUUUUCCAUCUCAACUUACUGCUUUUCCCUUUGGCAGGAUGUAGAUUCAAAACACUUUUAGACAUCACCCCUUUAUGCCAAAGGGAAUUGAUGAUGAUGAUGAUGUGACAACAUGAAGCUAACAAUGUCUAGCAGAUAAUUAUAAUGCAGUGACGAGUGAAAAAAGAGAGAGCACUACCAGAGAAAUGCUACAUAACUUUUUAAUUGGCAUUCAGUUAGUUUAGUUUCUCAGAUCGUUAAAAACGAUAAAAAAAAACAAAGCCCUUCAUUGAUGCUUCUUGUGUGUAUGAGUGUAUUCUCCAUUGUAGACUUAGCAUAUUCACUAUCGUAGAACAAUAAAUUUUAUCUUUAUCAGUGUGGGAUGGACAAGAGGCGAUUACAU